UGUGCAUUCUCCUUGUCUUGAAAAAUCAUAAUAAUAAAAUACAUGUAUUAUUUACAUACAUAGUAGAAGGUGAAAGUUUCCAAUACAUUAACCACAUUAACUUGGAAUUUGUUUCAGUUACUCAGUUAGUCUUUGCCAAACUGUUGACGACCAAGCAAUUAAAUUAAAUCUAAAAAUCAAAUCAAAAGUAUUUUUUUUUUAUUCAAUUAAAAUGAAAUUAUACUCUGUUUCUGAUGGCCCACCAUCACUUGCUUGUCAACAAGCAUUAAAAGCACUUAAUUUGGAUUAUCAAUUAAUUAAUGUUGAUUAUGGAAAAGGACAACAUAUGACUGAUGAAUAUGCACAAUUAAAUCCACAAAAAGAAAUUCCAACAUUUAUUGAUGAUGACCUUGUCAUAGGAGAGAGUAAUGCUAUUCUUCAAUAUCUUGGUGAUAAAUAUGAUGUCAAUGGAAUUCUUUAUCCCAAGGAUCCAAAAACACGUGCAAUUGUUAAUCAUCGUUUGUGUUUUAAUCUUGCAAUGUAUUAUCGUAACAUCUCUGAAUACGUGAUGGCACCAAUAUUUUUUGAUUACAAACGUACUCCUUUGGGAUUAAAAAAACUUAAAAUAUCACUUGAUGUUUUUGAAACGUAUUUAAAAAAAUCAAAUGGAAAAUAUGCUGCUGGAGAUAAAUUGACAAUUGCUGAUUUUCCAUUAAAUACUGCAACAAUGUGUCUUGAGGCAAUAAAAUUUUCAUUGUCAGAAUGGCCUCACAUUGAAAAAUGGUAUAAUAAUUUUAAAAUAAAUCAUCCAGAUCUUUGGAAUAUUGCUGCUCAAGGAAUGAAAGAAAUAACUUAUUUUGAGGCAAAUCCACCAGAUUUAUCACACAUGGAUCAUCCAAUUCAUCCUACUCGAAAAAUAUAAAUUUACAUAAAAUAAUUAUUGCAUUACGCAUAUAUAAUUUGUAAAUUCAAUAUAUAUAUAUUUAAUUAUGGCAAUUAAUUUGUACAAUAAAAAUUUUCAUCUGA
Messenger RNA from Aphidius gifuensis, 1005 nucleotides. It is a transcript of the gene gfzf, whose product is annotated as glutathione S-transferase 1. The transcript has 4 exons. Lineage: Eukaryota; Metazoa; Arthropoda; Insecta; Hymenoptera; Braconidae. Gene Ontology annotation, molecular function: glutathione transferase activity. The record is from RefSeq and is a predicted model, not a curated record. Gene Ontology annotation, biological process: glutathione metabolic process. Bases 212 to 901 code for a protein of 229 amino acids.